UUUGUUUUGUAAUACAUAUUGUAAUUGUUAUCUUUCCAAAAAUGCAUUCAUGUUUGUUACAAAAAAAAUGAUGRCACAGGCUCUUUAAGAUUCAUUUUUAUAUCUCUCAGGGUGUGUAUGUCUGUCACGUUGUCCAGGUCAGGUGGUAAAUAGCCCAGCUGCCUAAAAAUAUCAUCCUAAACACAGAGACAGAGAGAACAGUCUCUAUUUCAGAUCUGUUAGUCUUCAUGCCUUCUGUGUAUAUAAAUAAAUAAAUAAAUAAAAUCUCGGUUGAUACAUUUAUAAACUCAUAUGUUUUCAAAGGAAAGCAUGGGCACACUUCCUGCUGAGGAACUAAUCUGAAAGAGGAGCAUCAUGUCCUCCUGUGCACUGAAGCCUAGAAGCAGAAAUCCAUAUGAAGCAGUUCAGGUGGACCCGGACAACGAUUACAUCACACCAGGAACGUUAGACCUGGAGCAGCUCUUCUGGACCGGUUCCACAGCUCGGUAUGCUCACGUCAACGAGGUGUGGCCGAGGAUCUACGUCGGCGAUGAGAAAACGGCUCUGYAGAGGCCCGGUCUGAGGGAUCUGGGUGUUACACACGUCCUAAACGCAGCAGAGGGCAAGUGGAAUAACGUGCUUUCUGGUGCUGAUUACUAUAACGGCAUGAACAUUCAAUACUACGGUGUAGAAGCCGAUGACAAACCCACCUUUAACAUCUCUCAGUACUUCUACCCUGCAGCAGAAUUUAUCCACGAGUCCCUCAGCCAGCCACAGAACAAAGUGUUGGUGCACUGUGUGAUGGGUCGAAGUAGGUCAGCCACAUUGGUGUUGGCGUACCUGAUGAUGAAACAGAGUUUAAYCGUAGUGGAAGCCAUCGAGCACGUGAGGCAGCAGCGCUGUAUCCUGCCUAACCAUGGCUUCCUGAYACAACUCAGAGCACUGGACAUUGAUUUGCAAGAGAACAAGCUGAGGCUAAGACAAGAAACAACAUGAAGCUGCAUUUUAACAAAUAUACAGCGGGUAAAAUAAGUAUUGAACACGUCAGCAUUUUUCUCAGUAAAUAUAUUACUAGAGGUGCUAAU
Molecule: messenger RNA, 1064 nt
Organism: Austrofundulus limnaeus
Lineage: Eukaryota; Metazoa; Chordata; Actinopteri; Cyprinodontiformes; Rivulidae
Product: dual specificity phosphatase DUPD1
Exons: 4
Coding region: 355-975 (206 amino acids)
Biological process (GO): negative regulation of MAPK cascade; protein dephosphorylation
Cellular component (GO): cytoplasm
Molecular function (GO): MAP kinase phosphatase activity; protein tyrosine/serine/threonine phosphatase activity
Source: RefSeq, a predicted model, not a curated record